AGGCCAUCAGUUUUCUGGAAGAGAAAAGCAUACACAAGCUAAGCUCUAGGGAUCCCGCGCACAGCAGUUUGAACGAAGGGAGGAGCAGAUUCAGUAAACAUUGCUGUACCCAUACACGGACAGGCGUUACCGCUGAAGCUGCUCGCAAAGGGGCGAGACCAACAGUUGUAAACCCACCAAUUUACAGACGACAACGACUCCACUGGAGAAAUGUCCGCCACUGUGACAGAAUGUGGAAAUGUGAGGAUUAUCACACAAGUCAACCAGCAUCCAGGCUCACAAGGAGCAGAGGCAGCAAGUGUGUCUGGAUCUACUGUCACUGGAUCACAGCUCACAUCAUCCUAUUCCAAAAACACUAAGAAUACAUUGCCCAAGGCACUUGGGGUUGUACAGAUUGUUGUGGGAACUAUACAGCUAAGCUUCGGAAUUGCCCUGACAGUAACAGAAGAUGAUUUUCAGACCCUCACUGUGAAGAGUGGAGUCUACUUCUGGAUCGGGAUCUUGCUCCUGAUUUCUGGGUCGUUGUUGGUAGAAACAGAGAAAAGAGAACUUGAAUGGCUGGUGAAAGCUUGCUUCUCUGCCAACUUGCUAGUUAGCAUUGCUGCACUGGUUGCAAUAGUUCUCCAUGGUACUGAGAUUGCAAAAGUGGAUGAAACAAAAGACCUGUGCUCCCAUGAUAUUGAUUAUCAUGAUUGCUCCAAUCAUGAUCAGAUAUUGUCAUAUGGUCUGAACUCAGUAUUUAUCAUCCUUUCGUUCCUCGAACUGUCCAUAGCUGUCACUGCCCUGGUGACUGGAUUCAAGUCUACAAGACAGCAACUCUAUCGACAGAUGGUAUUGUGAUAAAGCGUCACUCCGUGCUUCCUGUCACAUCUUUUCCAGCAGUACUAGAGGCUUCCUUUGCUUGGAGCAACACGGCUCUGAACUUACAGAUUCUUCACCUUUUCCAGGAGAUACUGCAGGCAUCAGAAGAAUUCUGUUGGUGUCUUGCCUGGGUUUCUUUAGAAAGAGGGAACAAACUCUAAAUUUGCCUGUGAACCUCCUCUACAGGUCCACAUAAGCUGAAAAGAGAAGCUUUUCCAAAUAUGAGACCUCUCCCCACUUCUGUGCAUUAUUAAGAGAGCUCUCUCUGUACCAUUAAAAAAAAGUUGACAUUU
This is a messenger RNA of Rhineura floridana, 1154 nucleotides long. RefSeq names its product membrane spanning 4-domains A15 (gene MS4A15). Gene Ontology annotation, cellular component: membrane. The transcript is spliced from 7 exons. The record is from RefSeq and is a predicted model, not a curated record. The coding region runs from base 211 to 840 and encodes 209 amino acids. NCBI's taxonomy places the organism in Eukaryota, Metazoa, Chordata, Lepidosauria, Squamata, Rhineuridae.